Molecule: messenger RNA, 1711 nt
Organism: Stylophora pistillata
Lineage: Eukaryota; Metazoa; Cnidaria; Anthozoa; Scleractinia; Pocilloporidae
Source: RefSeq, a predicted model, not a curated record
UAAUAGCCCUUAUUGGAGUUGAAUGCACCGAUCAGACACUCCAGCGGUAUUUAGCACCAAAGUGAGGCAUUAGGGUCGACUGUCGCUCAGUGUCCGUGGCGUCUCCAAGUGAUUUCUGUACAACGUUAAGAAUUUGAGAGAAGGUUGUACUAACUUACAAGUAUUUUACCUGUUUUACUAUGGUGAAACACUGUAUAGCUUAUGGCUGCAGAAGCUCAAAACCGGAAUGCAAAGAUUUUGUCAUGGCAUCCCUUUCCGUUAAAAAACAAGUCUUUACUGACUCAAUGGAUUGUCAAAUUACGGUGCCAAAAUACACCAUUAACGAAGAACUCGUUUGUUUGCAGCCAGCAUUUUGAAGAAGGAUGCUUUAUGAAAGCACUGGGUGGCUCAAACAUAUUUAAAGCCUGGUUCAGUUCCCACUAAGUUUGUAUUUACGGUCGAAAAGGCAAAGAGACGCAAGCCAUCGUACAGCCAAGUGGCAAAUGUGUCACCGAAUUUUUUUAACUCGAGUACAAGUGAUUCACAGACUACAUGUGCCAUAACCCACAGCACUCAACACACCAUAGAUAUAAAUACAGAGAACAACACUUCAAAUGAUGUGGAAUCCGAGGAAAUGGAAAACAAUAAUCUGGAGAUUCACGAAAACAACUGUGCAGACGAAGCUACCUGCCAAACAAAGGAACGUGAUUUAUUGGCUAGAAUCAAAGAACUUGAAAGACAGCUAGAAGAGGAAAGAUCAGCUAGAAAAGAACUGGAACUAUUGAUGAAGAAGAAAGAGUUUUCAAUCGAGAGUGUCAAGGAAAAUGAUAAACUGAUACGAUUUUACACUGGCUUUGAAAACUAUGAAAUGUUUUCAACUGCACUUGACUUUCUAGGAAGAGAGGCUGCAUCAAUGCUAGACUAUCACAACACUGAAGAUCGAAAGGAUUUGAAAAGUAGGUAUAAAAGUGGACCAAGUCAAGUAUUAUCAAUUGAAAAUGAAUUCUUUAUGGUUUUGUGCAGAUUGAAAGUUGGGUUACUAGAGGAAGACUUAACAACAAGAUUUGGAGUUAGUCAAAGUGUAGUGUCUCAAAUAGUGACAACAUGGAUCAAGUUCAUGUAUUUCAGGUUUAAAGAGUUAGACAUUUUCCCAUCAAAGGACAUUGUGAAAAUACACAUGCCCGAAUGUUUCUUGAAGAAAUAUUCAUCAACUACUCUCCUCCUUGAUGCUACUGAGAUAUAUAUUGAGAAGCCCCGUAACCCAGAAGCCCAACAACUGACUUUCUCAUCUUAUAAAAACACUAACACUCUUAAAGCCCUAGUUGGCAUUGUACCCAAAGGAGGGAUCUCAUUUGUUUCAACAUUGUAUGGUGGAAGCAUUUCAGACAAAGAGAUAACUCAACUGUCAGGAUUAAUUGACAAACUUGAAAGAGGAGAUGUAAUAACAGCCGAUCGAGGUUUUAACAUAAAAGACAUGUUAGCAUCUAAAGGUGUCCGUGUUAACCUUUCUCCCUUCAUGAACCAGUCAGGACAAUUCACAGAAAACGAGCUAUUGGAAACUCGACGUAUUGCCUCUCUUAGAAUCCAUGUGGAAAGGGCAAUUGAGAGAAUAAAAAAUUAUCACAUUUUAGAUUUUGUACCUAUAACCUUAUGUAGAAAUGGUGUUAUUGACAUGAUUUUUUUUGUAUGUGCUAUGUUGUCAAAUUAUCUCCCACCAUUAGUGGAUGGAUGA